Messenger RNA from Stereum hirsutum FP-91666 SS1, 2352 nucleotides. RefSeq lists its product as uncharacterized. NCBI's taxonomy places the organism in Eukaryota, Fungi, Basidiomycota, Agaricomycetes, Russulales, Stereaceae. The record is from RefSeq and is a predicted model, not a curated record. Gene Ontology annotation, molecular function: DNA replication origin binding; single-stranded DNA binding. Gene Ontology annotation, cellular component: replication fork protection complex; nucleus. The transcript has 7 exons. Gene Ontology annotation, biological process: DNA replication; DNA replication initiation. The coding region runs from base 1 to 2352 and encodes 783 amino acids.
AUGGAGUCGUCAUUCAGCCGGCAGGAAGCUGAAGAACGUCGUCAGGCCGAAAUUCGCAGACAGAUUGCAAAGCUUCAGGCAGAGCUCGCGGACCCUUCUGCGGCCAGCCAGUCUUCGUCUUCCUACGGGGCAGGAGGGAGUGGCGAUCUGAAUGGGUCCCCCAAGCGUAAAAAGAUGGAAGGAAAUUUGUUGGUCCCCAGGAGUCCCUCUCCAAAAAAACGAAAAGUUGACGACAGAAGUACGAAGGCUCCGAGUAGGACUUCAUCGAGUGCGUCUCGAACAGAGUCACGAACGACUUCACAGACUCAGCCGCCCACCCGCCACAACACCUAUUCCUCACGAACUCCCUCCUCGCGAACCCCUUCCAACUCGUCGGUACCACCAAAACCGACCCCUUCAAAUCUCCUCAACAAGCUCUCUCAACUGAGUGGCCAGUCACAAAAGGUCGACCCAGCUGAGGUACUCGAGCGAUCCACAGCUUUCAAUGCCAGGCCUGCCGAAAUACCCGCGGAUAUACCUGUGAAGCCGACGCGAGGCGAAGACCUUACUGUGAUUGAAGACCUCGAACCCGGUCCCGUGGAGCACAAACCACCGUUUGACGACCCUCUCUUCGAACGUCUUGAACCUAAUUCGGGCAUACAUUUAUCUUCAAGAGAGCUGCCUCACGAGGAUCUUCAGGAAUACCUGAGUGGUCGCUACUACCUUUCACCUUCGAAACUUUACUCCGUCGUCCGCCUUCUACCCAACAAUCAGGGCUACGACGUCCCUGUCGCAGGAGACUUCGUCACCAUAGGCGUCGUCGCUGAACGCGGACCGAUCAAAUAUUCUCGCGCACCCGUAGCACUCAACCGUUCGGAGGACCACGAUGACAAUUCGGACGACGAACAACCGGCGGAUCCGAGCGACAAAUCCAAGAGUACGUUCAGAGACAAGAAGAAGAACCAAGCGGAGGAAGGACCGCGCAAACCCUCCGGGCGCAAAUUCGUCAACCUCAAGCUCAUCGAUUUCGGUGCACGUUCAAAGGGCUCCGCGACUGGGGGCAAAUCCGUAAUCCGCGGGGACGCGUUCCUUUCGCUUUUGUUGUUCGAGUCGGAGAGUUACGAUGUGAUCGAGAAGGAUGAUGGAGGGAAAGAGAAGGUUUAUAAGGGGGGAAGUAAAGGUGCAUUUGAGGCGAUGGCAAAGUUGAGGGAGGGCAGCGUCGUGGCGCUAUUGAACCCUAGAGUUUUGAAGCCGUUCCAGCGUUCAACAGACAUCCCACAUCCUGUAACCAACAUCCUCGCUGUCACUCCUGAAUCAGCGUCGUCCAUAGCGAUAAUUGGCCGUGCGCGGGAUUUGGGGAUGUGUACCAUCCAACGGCGAGACGGCAAGGUCUGCGGUAGUUGGUACGACAAGCGCGUGAGCCAAGUCUGUGAAUACCAUGUCCAGAACGCCGUACAGCAGCGUAGGGCUGGACGCGCAGAAUUUGCCAUGGGAACCUCAGGCAUGUCUGCUACCGCUAUCAAACGUAAACCCGACUACGACCCUAUGCGCAAAUACGGCCUCCUCCCGGACCCCUCCAAACCUUCCAUGACCGAUGGUGGUGAUGCCACCUACGUCGUGUCAGGGCAUGUCGUUUCCAGCGGGAAAGCGACCAGCGGGAUGUUUAUGGGCGAGAAGGUUGGGAGGGAGGCUCAGUCGAAGGCGCAGAGACAGGCCAAGGAGAGGGCUACCGAGAAGUCGUUGCAAAAGUUGCUGGACAGGGAUAGAGAGGGGAUGUCGGUAGUCAGGAAGGCGAGAGAGGUCGCGCUGAAGAUCAGGGAGGAGAAAGGCGAUGGGAAGUCGGAGAAGAAGGGGGGCCAAAAGGGGAAGCCUGCUCCAAAGGAGAACGAGAACGGGAAGACGAGUAGCAAAAGGAAGAGUCGCGAUGGAGAGGAUGCGGAAGAUGGGCUUGAGCACGACACCGAGCAGAAUCGACCUCAGAGGAGUGCGUAUUCGGCGGAGAUCAUCAGGAGGCUUGGGUUCGAUCCGACGCUGAAACCUGGUGAGCGGCGACAAGAGUCUGACAUGUCGAGUCAGCUCCGUGAACUUGCGGCCAAGCGAGCUUCCAAGGAGAUCGACCUCGGUCGUAGGCCCGGUAAACGAAUACGUUCCGUGGUUGCCCCAUCUUCCGCCACUAAAGCCACCACUGUACCACAAGCGAAACUUGUGGACCUCAAUGAUGAUGACGACGACGAAGAGCUAGAGGAGCAGGAGAAGGCCGUGUUUGGUAAGGUGUUGAAUGGUGAUAGGAAAGGUAUGGUCAGUCUGGAUUCGGACAGUGACUCGGAUGAUGAUCUGGUGGUAGUGCCACCGGUGCCAGUGGAUGCUGCAUGA